Trematomus bernacchii (emerald rockcod) is the source of this 5801-nucleotide messenger RNA. It is a transcript of the gene usp10, whose product is annotated as ubiquitin specific peptidase 10. The record is from RefSeq and is a predicted model, not a curated record. Bases 270 to 3014 code for a protein of 914 amino acids. Lineage: Eukaryota; Metazoa; Chordata; Actinopteri; Perciformes; Nototheniidae. Gene Ontology annotation, biological process: regulation of autophagy; protein deubiquitination; DNA damage response, signal transduction by p53 class mediator. Gene Ontology annotation, cellular component: nucleus; cytosol. The transcript has 15 exons. Gene Ontology annotation, molecular function: cysteine-type deubiquitinase activity; cysteine-type endopeptidase activity.
CUUGAGCUCACGCUGCCACUACAACCGACUGACCGCGCUGGGUUGGCUAGCAAGCGAGGAAGAGACAGAAAUGGCGGUGACGGCAAGGCAAGCAGCAUGAAGUGCUGAUGCAUUACAUGGAUCAAAACCUACAACUGCCAGGACACGGUUGGGAAAAUGACAAUGACGUCGAAGUAGGACACCCUCUGUAACGGUCACUACACACCUACAACACCUUCCCGGGAGAGUUUUCAUCUUGUCAGCGGAGGAGAGAAAAUCUCACCGGGAGCAUGGCUUCUUACAGCAACCAGUACAUCUUCGGGGAGUUCAGCCCUGAUGAGAUCAAUCAGUUCUUCGUGACUCCACGAUGUUAUGUCGAGCUUCCUCCGUUCAAUGACAAAGCCCCGUGCGUCAGUCAGUCUUCUGGAAGUUACUGCACUCCUGCUGUACCUUAUAUUAUGGAGUCUAUGGGACUGCAGGUUUGCGCAGAAGACUAUCAGCGCAUAGAGUUUGGUGUUGACGAGGUGAUGGACUCCAAGCCCGUCGGGGGGAGCGAUCCUUUGUUCAAGGUGUCGAGCACCCUCAACCCGCAGGCUCCAGAGUUCAUCCUGGGCUGCCAGUCGGCCCAGAAGGCUCAGCAGACGCCUCCUCCAGCAGAUGAUGUCACUGACGGAGCAGACUACAACUCGCUGGACGGCCCUGACUCGGAGGCCGGUCCUGACUCGGAGGCCGGUCCUGACUCGGAGGCCGGUCCUGACUCGGAGGCCGGCCCUGACUCUGAGGCCUCAGCCCUGGACAAUCAGGCCUGCCAGGACAUGGACGGACCUGGCAGCCUGGGUCAGCGGGAAAAGAAGAAAAAGAAAAAGCGACCGCCUGGGUACUACAGCUACCUGGACCCGUCGGCCGGCGGUGGCCACGGGCACGGGCACGGCCACGGCCACAGCCACGGCCACAGCAGCUGUGCACCAGACGGGUCGCCUGUGGCAGCGCUAGUUAACGGACAUGCCAUUGGUGGCCCACCGCACAGUGCUGAAGAUGUGGACGGUAAGGUGCUGUUGGGGGCUGAACUUUCCACCCCGGCACCGGUUUCCAUGGCAACAUCAACAGCUGCUGUGGCAGCAGCCGAGUUUGCCCCCACAUCCACUGCCAAUCAGAGGACUUGUGAUAGCCCUGAUGACUCUUCUUUGGACUUAACAAUUGGAGCUGCCUCUUUAUCAGAUGGCAACAAUGCAAAUUCCUCCUCUUCAUCCUCCUCUCAGAGCAGGGGGAUGUCAGAGGGGCCGAGGACUGCAGAUCAGCAGCCAGAUUAUUUGGCUCCACAGAGCCCCGAACUUUCAGAUACUCCCAACAGCCCCCGCUCUAAAUCCCCUCUUACUCCUUCAGCUGCUGUGGCCACCCUCUCUGUUGCCACUCCCAUUACGACUACUGAACUGGAGGACAGGGAGCUGGCGGACAGCGGGGUGGCCAAUGGGUUAGCGGAGGCUGAGGCUCCUGUCAGUGCAGAUGAACUCAAAGAAGACUCUGAGGCGGGGGAGCCGGCCCAGCCGCUCUCCCCAGACUCUGCUGCCCAGACAGUAGUGACAGAGCAGGCCCAGUCGCCUGCCAUUCCAGCUGCACCUACUGCCAACCUCCCCAAAUCUUGGGCUAGCCUCUUCAAAAACUCUAAGCCUCUGCCCGGGGGCCCGCAGGCCUUUGUGGAGGUAAAGAAUGUUGUGGAAGUUGUGUCUCCCUCCAUCGCCACGCCAGAGGAGCCUGAGAAAGUUGGGGAGGUCAAAGUCGGCCCUGUCCACGUUUCAGAGGAUCCUAUGGCCCCUAAACUUGCAGAACUUAUUGAGAAUGUGAAGUUGAUACAUAAACCAGUGUCUUUGCAGCCGAGAGGACUGAUCAACAAGGGAAACUGGUGCUAUAUCAACGCUACCCUACAAGCCCUGAUUGCAUGCCCCCCCAUGUAUCACCUGAUGAAGUCCAUUCCUCUGCAUAACGAAACGCAGAGACCAUGUACCUCCACACCCAUGAUGGACAACUUUGUCAGGCUGGUGAAUGAGUUUAACAACAUGCCUGUCCCAUCUAAAGCCAAACAGCAAGCUGUUGGUGAAAAAGUCAUGAAAGACGUUCGGCCUGGGUCCCCCUUUGAGCCCACCUACAUUUACAGACUGCUCACUCUCAUCAAGUCGAGUCUCUCUGAGAAGGGUCGUCAGGAGGAUGCGGAGGAGUAUCUUGGCUUCACUCUCAACGGACUGCAUGAGGAGAUGCUGGCUUUGAAGAAACUAAUCUCGCCUCAGGAAGAGAAAGCUCCCACACCCAACGGGCCGGAGUCUCAGCCGGGUGUGGAGGAAGACGCUGCUGAUAAGGAUGAAGAAGGCAGCGAGGACGAGUGGGAGCAAGUCGGCCCCAGAAACAAGACUUCCAUCACUCGCCAAGCUGACUUUGUCCGCACACCCAUCACUGACAUAUUUGGCGGACACAUCAGAUCCGUGGUGUAUCAACAAAACUCUAAAGAGUCGGCCACUCUGCAGCCUUUCUUCACCCUGCAGCUGGACAUCCAGUCAGAGAAGAUCCGCACCGUGCAGGAGGCUCUGGAGACCUUGGUGGCCCGCGAGUCAGUCCAGGGAUACACUUCUAAAACCAAGCAGGAGAUUGAGAUCAGUCGGAGGGUGACUCUGGAAGAACUGCCCCCUGUGCUGGUGCUCCAUCUCAAGAGAUUUGUUUUUGAAAAGACUGGAGGCUGCCAGAAACUGAUCAAGAACAUUGAUUACCCCGUUGACCUGGAAAUCAGCAAAGAUCUCUUGUCCGCUGGAGUGCGUGGCAAAGUUGUGAAAGGCCAAAGAACGUACAGGCUCUUUGCAGUUGUCUAUCACCAUGGGAACAGUGCGACAGGCGGUCAUUACACCACGGAUGUCUUCCACAUUGGUCUUAACGGCUGGCUGCGCAUCGACGACCAGGCAGUGAAGGUCAUCAAUCAGUACCAGGUGGUGAAGCAGACUGCAGAGCGCACCGCCUACCUGCUGUACUACCGCCGCGUGGACCUGCUGUAGACACACACUCACACACACACUCACACACACACUCACACACCCCAACACACACGCAAGAAUACCCGAAUAUACUCACAAACGCACACACUAAACAUACAUGCUCCGAAUGCACUCGUUGACAGGACAGUACAUCUACACGUGACACAAACACACAUGAAACUAAUGAACAGGAACACUGCCCAACUUGUUCUCUUGCAAGAUUUUCCUCUUCUUCCCUCCUGUCCCUGCUUUCCUGAGAACCAGCUUUUCCAACACCUUUUUUCCCGUCUCUUUUUUUCUUUCUGGAGGAAGAGAAACAAGCUGCAUUCACGAAGAUUUCCCUGUGACUGCUCUCUUCUGUGCGCCACUGCUGUUUUUUGUUUUGUCCUUUUUUCUUUCUUUUUUUUUUAACUUUUAAAGCAGCAAAGAAAGGACUGUUGAAUAGACCGAGGUGGGGUUGGGGUUACAUGUUAGGACCUGAGACUCUCCUCUGACUGAGCCCACCGCUCACCGAGCACACAGUGGACUCAACGCAGGAAGAACUCUGUACCACAGGCUGCGAGUGGACCGCUGGGGUAAUAUCUCCUGUCAUGAAUGACCUGUUUUAAGGGAAUUACCCAGAAAUAUCAGUGUUCGCCCUUAAAUAAAGGAGAUCUGUUGGCCUGAUACAUUUGCAGCAGUUUAAAAGCCUGUUUGAAUUUGCCCUCAUGAAUUUAAAGGCCCAGCACCAGCAUUAUCGUGAGUCUCUCCUCCCAAGGCCAGAUCGUCGUCUUUGCCACCAACACAAACAACUCUGCCAUUUCCUCACUUUUAUGAUGCUUUUAAAUCGAGGUACAACUUGAGCCAUCAACAACAGGAGAAAAAGAAAGAUGGUACAUCAAGAGCUGAACAGCGUCCUUGUUUGAGAGGUCCUUGGUAUGAUAUUUGGGUUUAGAUGUAGAAAGAAAAUAUUAAUGCGCUUUAGAAUUUAACAAAUACGCUUCUGUGCACAAAGUAUAAACUGAUUGAGGAUUACGAUAUGACAGGCAAAUGCAUAUUUUGCAAAUAUUUAGAUUAAAAUGUUUAAAAGAAAACAAUUAAAAAUAUGAAAUCUGACUGAAAACUUGUGGGUCCCUAAAGGACUGCGCUAGUUUUCAAACUCGGUUAUUGCACUGGAGAAAUGGCAACCAAUCACAACAGAUUCCACUGCAAAACCCGCCCUUGUUUACUUUGUACAUUUCCUUCUCUAUCAAUUCUGUUUUUGUCUUUACGUGUUUAAAGGUUCCACCUGUGGAUAGGUGGCUUAUCAGUGUAGUUUUGAGCCACACCACCCCUCUUACCCCCAACUCAGCAGAAAGCGGGGGCUGCCUUAGGUUCAUUGUGUGAUGUUUUUCCACUCAGUGCACAAGUCUAACCCUAAUCAGGCGCCAACCGCAAGUCUAAUGUCUGCGACGAGUUAGGGGAAGGUACCUGACAUCUUUGUAUUUACUCUUUUGUGGCUCAGCAUUUCCUCCUAGUGGAGGGAACCUGAGUGUCGAGGGAUGUGGGACUACAUCUGUUCUAAGCUCUGCAAAAGAAAAACCCAGACAUGUGCACAAAAGGAGAUAGUGUUUGCUUUGUUAAAGAUUUUGAUUUUCUUUUCUUUCUUUCUUUCUUUUGGAUCAUUGAUUGUGAUGAUUUCUGUUUGAGUUACUAAAAUGUUAGUUUUUAUUUUGUCAUGGAUCAUUGAUUGGAUGUCCCGAUGCUCUCGCUCCCUUCAGAAAAAAUAUGCUUGCAUUUGAAUUGGUGUUUGAAAAUUACACAGGCUAAAGCACAAUAAUGAAUAAAAUUGAACUAGUUCUUUGCUUGAUAUUUAUUUCCUUUUUUGUCAUUUUUCUUUAUAAUUUAGUUAUUUUUCCCGCUUUAUUUUUACCCAUUUUAAUUCCAACCACCAGUGUCAGUAUCUCAGUAUUAACACUCUGAAAUUCAUUUAUCAAGUAUUUUAAAGGAUUUAGGCUUGUGUACUUUGACAUUUUGACACACUUUUCUCGCAGAUAGUUAAUUAUCACAAAGUACACAGGUAAGCUGUUGGUUGUCCCGCAAUUUCCUGUCUCAGAUCAAAAAGAAGGUGCCGUGUAAACAUUAUUUCCUGUAUUUUAAAAACUGCAAGUAUUUCACUUAAACAUGUCCCUUUUUAUAAGUUUGUCGUACAGACUGAAUUGGUUCAGUUUUUCAAUUUGAAAUGAAAGGUCAAAAUUACGUAAUAUCACAUUUAUCUUUUGCCUCUUGUAUAAUAUUAUGUGGUGCAUAGUUUAAUUGACAUUUUCUUGUUGGUUUCAGUCAGAAACCUUCAGGUAAACCAAAGGAAAACAUAAACGGCCCUUCCUUAUUUUCAGACUUUAUUUUUGCCUUUUCCAUCGAGGUCUUGUUGCCAUCUCACGGCUCAUUCCACACAGGAAACUGAGGCAUGCCGCUUAGUCGAAACAUCUUCUAACUUUUAUGAUACUUCAGUUGUGCUGCUGGCUUUGUAGUCAUUUCGGCACAAAUUGUAACAUUGUUGGUUUACGUUUUUUUAUUUCCCCUUUUUUGAAGAAUGUUUGGGAGUUGGGACUUUGAACUGACACCUUGAGCUUUCUGUUGUACAGUUUUAUCUCAGUCUCAUGGCUGGUCAGGAAAUGUGCUGGUGAAAUGCUUCAAUAAUGUCUCUUUUCAGUAUGUGCGCUUAACACCAUUGUCUGCUGGGAUUUGUUGGGAUAUUGACCUAAAAAAACAAAAUCUAUUGUCUUUUAAUUUUAAGCCUCCAGCGUUCUAUUUUGUUAAUUGUUCAAAUAAAGGAUUGUGCAAAAAGAA